CUUCCUAUUUUGAGGAUUUAACUGAUAAUAUGCCUAUCCUUAAAAACAAAGCUGUAAAAGCUAAAAGCCCAGUGGCUAAAGCCAAAACUACUGCGCUGGUGUCUGCUAAAAAUAAAGCCAAAAACACUCUCGCUUAUUACCAAUGUAUGUGCCACCAAGCCCAAAAAGGCAUCAAACCCAAGAAAAUCACCCAAGUUGCUCACGAAUGUAAAACUAAUGCUUUAAUUAUCAAUGCCAAAAU
This is a messenger RNA of Entrophospora sp. SA101, 241 nucleotides long. The record is from the annotation of a GenBank genome assembly. Lineage: Eukaryota; Fungi; Glomeromycota; Glomeromycetes; Entrophosporales; Entrophosporaceae.